Molecule: messenger RNA, 7150 nt
Organism: Trachemys scripta elegans
Lineage: Eukaryota; Metazoa; Chordata; Testudines; Emydidae
Gene: FNIP2
Product: folliculin interacting protein 2
Exons: 18
Coding region: 313-3852 (1179 amino acids)
Cellular component (GO): cytoplasm
Molecular function (GO): protein-folding chaperone binding; ATPase inhibitor activity
Source: RefSeq, a predicted model, not a curated record
AGCAGGAGAUAAUCUUGGAUGGGCUUUGAAAUUUGAAAGUUCUGUGUGGUGGUCUAAUUUGGGAUAAAUACUACAUUACAUUGGAUGCAAUUGUCUUCCUGAAUUAUGGUUGGCAGAACAUGCUACUCUUGUUGUAAAAAAGAAACCCAGUGGAUUGCUACAAAAGACUUGGUUGAAUUUAUUCUCUGAGAGGAAAUGUCUAUGAUUGCUGGAUGCUGAGCCAUAGUGAAGCAACUCACUAAUAGCCAUAUCUCUUAAGCCUGUGUUCAGUAUUUUCAAGAAGCUUUGGGAGAGUACAUCUGAACUAAGAAGAUGUGUGGAGGUACUCCAAAGACUGCACACAGCACAGGAGAGCACACAGACCGAGCAAGAAACAGUAAUAAUGCCUCUUGUCCACUUGGAAAUAAUAUCUCAAACACAGGAUUAGCUAAAAAGGCUAAAAAAUCUUUUGUGGCAGAACAGAGCACCGACCAUAAAAGCAGUGUCAAUACAUUGUUGCAAAACAGCUGGUCCUGUUCGGAGUUUGACUUGAAUGAAAUCCGCCUGAUAGUUUACCAGGAUUGUGAGAGAAGAGGCAGACAGGUCUUGUUUGAUUCCAAAGCAGUGCGCAAAGUUGAUGAGGCAGCAGCUCAGAAAAUAGUAGAGGAUGCUCCAGGAAAGGCUUCAGCCAAGUGCUGCCAAGCAAGCAAUGGGACCAAUAGUAUUUCUUCCCAUAGUCCAUCAGUGGGCUGUACACAGCAUGUCAAGGAACAGCUUCCAAAGUAUCAGUACACUAGACCAGCCUCUGAUGUCAACAUGCUUGGAGAAAUGAUGUUUGGCUCAGUGGCAAUGAGUUACAAAGGUUCUACCUUGAAAAUCCACUACAUACGCUCUCCUCCGCAGCUUAUGAUAAGUAAAGUUUUCUCAGCCAGAGUGGGAAGCUUCAGUGGAAGCACAAAUAACUUGCAAGAUAGCUUUGAAUACGUCAACCAAGAUCCCAGUCUGGGAAAAUUAAGCUCUAAUCAAAAUGGUUUGGGGACCUGCCGUAGUGGAAGUAAUCUAGGUGUGUUACAGCUGUGUAGCAGCAAAGUGCUGCAGGGUGUGUCUGAAGGAGUUCCCCUCCGGCUCAUCCGGAGUGCUUCUUUCUUUGCAGCACAUAGCACCCCCGUUGAUAUGCCUAGCAGAGGGCAAAAUGAGGACAGAGACAGCGGCAUUGCUCGGUCAGCAUCUCUGAGUAGUCUCUUGAUUACACCAUUCCCAUCACCAAGCUCCUCAUCCUCCUCUUCCAGUAGCUACCAGCGCCGCUGGCUCCGAAGUCAAACAACAAGUUUAGAAAAUGGAAUUAUUCCAAGGUGGUCCACCGAAGAGACUUUUAGCAUGGCUGAUGAAAGCUGCAGUUCCAAUCCUGCAGUGAUUCGGAGGAAAAAAAUUGCCAUCAGUGUAAUUUUCUCCCUGCCUGAAAGAGAAGACUCACAGAGGAACUUCCAGGACUUCUUUUUCUCUCACUUCCCUCUAUUUGAAUCCCAUAUGAACAAGUUAAAGAGUGCAAUUGAAAAGGCCAUGAUCCUCUGUAGAAAAAUAGCAGAAUCCAGCCUAAGAGUACAGGUUUAUAUCAGCCGUGUCACGGAUGCCCUGGGAGAAUUCAGACUUACAAUCUGGAACCUGUAUUCCGUUCCAAGGAUCGCAGAACCUGUGUGGCUUACCAUGAUGUCCAGCACUUUGGAAAAGAACCAGUUAUGCCAGCGCUUUCUUAAGGAAUUUACACUUCUGAUAGAACAGAUCAACAAAAACCAGUUCUUAGCUGCUUUAUUGACUGCGGUGCUGACCUAUCACCUGGCGUGGGUCCCAACUGUAAUGCCAGUUGACCAUCCUCCCAUAAAGGCCUUCUCUGAGAAAGGCACACUACAAUCUGUAAACCUGCUGGCAAAAUCGCAUCCUUAUAACCCUCUCUGGGCACAGCUCGGUGAUCUGUAUGGUGCCAUAGGCUCUCCCGUUAGGCUGACACGGACUGUGAUUGUUGGAAAACAUAAAGAAUUAGUUCAACGUAUUCUCUACAUUCUAACAUACUUCCUACGGUGCUCUGAGCUACAGGAAAAUCAACUGACCUGGAAUGGGAAAGUUGGAGAGGAAGAGCAACUGCUAAAUGGAAAGAAGAUCACAACUACAUUGGAAAAGGGAGAGGUUGAAGAAUCUGAUUAUGUGGUUGUCACUGUUAAGAAUGAACCUGCUCUUGUGCCGCCAAUCCUACCUCAGAAGAAUGGUGGAAAUCAAACCAGUAGCAAGGUGGGGCAUGUCAGUAACCCAGAGAGCUCUCCUGCUCUGCCAAUAUCCUCAAAAGAAAAGAAUGAAGUAACAGGAAAGGGUGAUCAGAGCUCCUGGGCAUCCUGUAUUGCAUCAAAAGACUGCACAGUUGGCAGUUCUGAGUCUAAAGGAAUGGUAGAUGACAGUAGGAAAGGGAAGGUAGCUGAUAUAGGAACUGUGUCCUAUCAUUUUGAAGAACAAAUAGAAUCAGAGGAUUUAACGGAUGACUUAAAGAAUAGCAACCAGACCACGAGUGAAGUGGCAGAAAAGCCAUCUGACAGGUCAUCUGUUGUACCAUGUCCUGAGAGGUUUGUUGAUAGGAGUCCUCAUUUAGAAAGGGUCACCUUCCAGAUUGGAAGUUCUACAUCGCCAGAGUCUGAUUUAGAAACUCGCAAGAGGGACAUGGAUGAAAAUUUUAGGGCGUUCAAAAAAAAUCUACAGGUAGCAAGCUGUACUUCAAGUCCACCAAAUGUGCCUGCAGAAACUUCCCAGAGCCAACAAAAAACUUCCAAAGUCUCCCUUAACCCAUUACACAUUAGGCGUAAUAUCUGUUAUGCACAAAUUCCGUCAUGUGAAGCGAGCGCAAGUAUAUUUGAUGAAUAUUUUGCUGAGGGUAAUAAAAUUGAAAUGAAUGUAGCAAAUACUUCUACUCAGUGUGGCUUGUCAGAUGAAUCACUUAAGCCAUCUGAUAACAAAAUAGAAACUGUAAAAACUGAAAUCUUAAAGGAAGCUAGAACCCUGUGCUCCAAGAAUGGGGAGGGCCAUUCACUUGACUCUGUUAAAACAAGUUCUGACGUACAGGACACUGGCCAAGUAGUCACUGAAGAUGUCCCCUAUGGGGAUGCUGGAAGAAAAAUCUCCUUCCGAAUCGAAGGGGAUAUUCCUAGGAAUGAGAGUUCAGAUAGUGCACUUGGAGACAGCGACGACGAUGGUGCUUCAUGUAUCUCUGAUCUACACCCUCGAGGCCAUGUCAGCAAUAGGCAUGAAGAAUUUACAGAAGUAGAACUUCCUUUACCAAGAUCCAACAUAAUCAGCAGUCCAAGUGUGAAAAACUUUGGAAGGUCACUUCUCGGUGGUUACUGUCCCACAUACAUGCCUGAUCUGGUACUGCAUGGAAUAAGUAAUGAUGAAAAACUCAAGCAGUGGUUACCAGCAGAUCUGCUUCAUGCAGUGCAUCAUCCAGUACUAGAUGAGCCCAUAGCAGAAGCUGUCUGUAUUAUUGCCGAUACGGAUAAAUGGAAUGUACAGGUGGCUACAAGCCAGAGAAGGAUGAUGGACAGUAUGAAGCUAGGCAAAGAUGUCUUAGUCUCCAGUCAAGUGUCCAAUUUGCUGCAGUCCAUUUUACAGCUUUACAAACUCCAUCUCCCAGCUGACUUUUGCAUAAUGCAUCUUGAGGAUAGGCUACAGGAGAUGUACCUCAAAAGCAAAAUGCUUUCGGAAUACCUGCGAGGACAUACAAGAGUUCAUGUAAAAGAGCUAGGAAUUGUAUUGGGGAUUGAAUCCAAUGACUUGCCUUUGUUGGCUGCUAUCGCAAGCACUCACUCCCCGUAUGUUGCUCAAAUACUCUUAUAAGUUAAAAUCUCAGGAUAGUCAUUCCCUAAACAAACUACAGGAAUCUUGAAUGAAGAACAGACGUGCCAAGUACCGGUAAAGGGGAGCAGGUGAUGGCAGUGCAUUCCAACACCUUUUGAUUCUACUUUCAGCUGGACACUUUAUCUAAAGACUUCAGUUUACAUAAUGUAAAAGGCAUUCAGGUUGGUUUUUUUUUUUUUUACACUCGCUUCUGAAGUUAACGAAUCAUGAAGGUGAAUGCAUCCUUGCGGUCUUUUUAAAUGACAAAAGUAAACACUACAGCGAACACUGAACUGUUAGCAGAAAACACUGCUAAUAAAACCCAUGAGGUGGCAGUAAAAAGAACAGGUGGAAUAAGAUGGUUCUUCUAAUACUGCACUUGUGAUCGCAUGGUGUUUUGUGUGCUUCUUUGGUUGCAGAGCUGGCGCUGUAAACUGUGUAUGUAGCAUUCCUAUACAGAGGUGUUUGGAUGGACAUGAAGUUUUGCAGAACACAAACAUCCUUUUGUAUUGUAGUAGUGGCCAGCUCAAAACAAGAAACUUUGACUCAGCAGCUGAGUUAUGUGGCAUGUGUGAGGUUUGUUUCUUUCUUUUUUCUUUCUUUUUUUUUUUUUUUUAAGGAUAAAAGGAAGCUGCAGCUGCUUCUAGUUUUACUGAUGAAAAAACAGAAUGAGCUCAGAUUAUAAGUAGUACCACCCCAACAUUAGUAUGAAGAAGGCUUUUUGAGAGAGAGGAGGAUUUUUUUAGAAAGCCUUAUAGAAUUUCUACUACAAGUUUACAUUGUUGCAUUUACAACAUUAAUAGAUUUUUGAGUUUCUGUAUGACCUGUAAAACUGGGAAUUGGUCCUAAGUCUUAAUGGAAUCCAAUAUUGCGAUCUAAGAUAUUUCCGUUUGACAAGCUAACGUACAAUAUGUUACCAAAUGUGUUACACUGUGUGUGUGUGUGUGCGCGUGCACAUACACCAACCAAUUGGCAUAAACUCAACAAAAGUUUAUUUAAAAAAAAAAAAUACUGGUCAAAUGCAUUGCUACUAUUUGGAGUUGACUUUUUAUUCACUCUGAAAGUAGGGGCUGUUUUAAGUGAAACAAAGAGGACAAUGACAAGCCUGGACAUCAUGAUUUAUUAAUAUGAACAUCCACUAUGAUUCUACAGAACUUUUGCACUAUCAUCUCAGUGCCUUCUAAUCUAUUAAGGACUAACUGCUUUGAGGAAGAAACUUGCCCAUUAGGUCAAAUAGUUCAUAGCACCAGUCUCUAUAUUGUUCCAUAUAAUAGUAUACAGUUAUCUAAAAUUCUCUGCUCACAGGCACAAACUUGACUAUUUACAUACAAUGUAUACACAGCAAGGUACAAUGUUACUUUUUUUCAUUGAACACUAUUGAGCAGCAUAUGAAACUAUUUAGACCAAGAAAGGGCAAAAGAAAAUAAAAACAUUAUUUUCAAAGAAAGAAAGCUAGAGGCAAGGAACCCACCCAAGCAGAGUGUUAGACUAUCAAACAUUCCGUGGAAACACAGACAUGAGUAGUAUUGGGUACUUUUGGCAUUUGAUACGAAGCUGUCUAAAUACUUGUUUAGAAACAUGAACUCUUCCGACUAGAAUCAUUCCUACCUGCUAGGAUUUAUUAAUUGGCUCACUGAACCAUCCUUGCUGGUGAUUCCAGAAUUCCCAGCAUUGUAGGGACCCAUUUAAGUACAGAGUUUCAGUUCAUACUGCCCUGAUAAUUGGGUUUUCUAAAGAAAAUCUUCAAUAAUUAAAGUGAGAAAAGGUGAGUAUUAUUGGGAUUUUCAUUUUGUUCUAAAUAUGACCGAGAAUUGCCCUUAAUCUUGUUAGUCUGUCUCUGUCUGUCUGUCUGAGAGGAACGUGUAGAUUUACCAUGAGACAUUUUUGUGCAGAAGGUUUGUGUCCAAGUUGAAAGACUCUUAAUUUCCAGGUAUGAGUUCUAAACAGAUAAGAUUAUUUAAGAUCUGGUUCUCCAAUCUAACAUUCCAGGAGUCUCCUUUUGCAUAGUACUUUCAGAGUAUGUCUGCACAGCAAUGAAACACCCAGGGAUGGGCCGUGUCAUCUAACUCAGGCUGCAGGUCUAUAAAAUUGCAGUAUAGACUUUCAGGCUUGGGCUGGAGCAUGGACUGUGGGACACUUCCUCCUCCUGGGGUCCCAGAGCCUGUGCUUCACCCCACGCCCAAAUGUCUACACUGCAAUUUUAUAGCCGCGCAGCCCAAGCCCCAUGAGCAUGAAUCAGCUGACCUAGGCCAGUCAUGGGUGUUUAAUUGCACUGUAGACAAUUAAUCCUUUCCCAAUAUGCUCUUCAGAGUGGCUACAGUCUUCCUGAGGUUUGGGUUAUCUCUUAUUGCUGAUACAUGAAGAAAUCUGCUUGCCCUGAUUUGGUUCCCCUGAGCUGCUUUGACCUCCACUCCAUGGUUUGCUUGAAACCAAAUGACAUAGCAAGUGCACCUGUUGGCAAACUUCCCCUCUCCGCUUACUAAGUGUGUAGGUGUGUGUAAUGACUUUCCUUGUAAGUAUGCAAGAAUUCUGUAUUUUAUGCAUUCUCAUUACUUCAUGCCCUGCAGUUUUUUCAUAGUAAUUUAGUUUGUCUAGUUCCUGUUUAUGUUCAACAAAAAAUGGCUUGUCUUGCUUCCGUCUGAACUGACUUGCAGAGAGAUGCCUGCAAGCAGACCUCUGUAUCCACAUGGAGCCCCAUUGAAGGCAAGUCAACCUGCACACAGCAUGUUGCAGGAUUAGAACCUUGAUCAGAAAUCCUUAAUUUACCACUUACCCCCAACAAAUGCUGCUGUUUGAUAAAAUUGUACAUUAAUUUAAGGAGAUGUAUGAAUUGAUGAUUCAAAUGCAAUCAACUUUUCCUCAGCCCAAUAUAAAAUCUUUACAGUAUAAUUAUUGCCUUUUAUAUAACGCUUUGCUGCUCUUCACAAAUUACACGAGACUGCCCUAUUUUUAGUCUCAAUUGAUCUCUAAAAUUAAGGUUUGUAUAAUUCUUAAUUUAAAAAAAAUGGUGGCUUUAGUUUAAAGAAACUUAAAUAUUUCUCCCUCCCACCAAAUAUACUACCUCAAUUGACAGGAUACUACCUUUAGGGCUCUUCAACUUUGUAAAGCUUACCUGUUGAACAUUUUUGUAGCAUCUUGCUGGUUGGGCAUGACAGAGCAGUAAGUAUGUACAAAUGUUGUUGAGUUAGACAUCUUUAUAGCAUGUUUGUUUUAUUUUUUUAAUAGAAUGAAAAGUGAUAUGAAUGUACAGGAAAAAUGUUUAAAACUUACAGUGAAAUAAAAAUGUAGCUUAAAUCUU